Messenger RNA from Sclerotinia sclerotiorum 1980 UF-70, 1149 nucleotides. RefSeq lists its product as hypothetical. Lineage: Eukaryota; Fungi; Ascomycota; Leotiomycetes; Helotiales; Sclerotiniaceae. Gene Ontology annotation, cellular component: nucleus; cytosol. The coding region runs from base 1 to 1149 and encodes 382 amino acids. The record is from RefSeq and is a predicted model, not a curated record. The transcript has 2 exons. Gene Ontology annotation, molecular function: peptide-N4-(N-acetyl-beta-glucosaminyl)asparagine amidase activity. Gene Ontology annotation, biological process: protein deglycosylation; protein quality control for misfolded or incompletely synthesized proteins; glycoprotein catabolic process.
AUGGCUGAUCGAAAUGCGUCAAAUACUUCAAAUGGUGAAUAUGAUCAUGCGUGGGCAAAAGAUUUAAGACAACAAUUCGAAGGUUUAUUAAGGACGAAAAGAUUAAAUGAAUUGGAUAGAUCAAGAUCACGAAAUCCUUCACCAUCACCUAGAGAACGAUCAUCUUCAUCAAAUCUCCGAGCUUCAUCUUCACAAAAUCAACCACAAUCUUCCAACUUUCGACCCACUUCUUCAUCAAAUAAUCAAUCAAAACCUCCAACUCCUCCAGCAUAUUCUUCUACAAGAAGUUUACCAAAGAUUCCUUCUCCACCAGCAGAUGCUCAAUCACAAAAGUUUCGAAAUUUAUUAAUCUCCAUCUCACAAACACCAACGAAAUAUGAAAAUCCCGGUUUAUUGGAUGAAGCUUUACAACAUUUACCACUAGAUAGAAUUUAUGGAGAAGCAGAAGAAGAAAGUCAAAUCUUACAAGCUGAGGCCGAAAGCAUGGGAGAUGGAAGGAAACCAGAAUGGGGUUAUCAAGAUUGUGUCAUUCGAGCUUUACUGAGUAUGUUGUGUCGCGCCGUUGGAGGUCGUGUAAGAUGGGUUUGGAAUGUUGAAGAUCAUGUUUGGACGGAAGUUUAUUCGGAUACGAAAAAGAGAUGGAUUCAUGUUGAUGCAUGUGAAGAAGCUUGGGAUAAUCCAAGGUUAUAUGCCGAAGGUUGGGGUAAGAAGAUGUCUUAUUGUAUUGCUUUUUCAAUGGAAGGUGCGACCGAUGUUACUCGAAGAUAUGUACGCAAACCCGAUCAUGCUCUCCCACGAAAUCGAUGUCCGGAAGAAGUUAUGUUAUAUAUUCAAAACGAAAUUCGGGGACUUCGGAGAUCAAAUAUGAAUAAGGAUGAAAGAUUUCGAUUGGAAAAGGAAGAUGCGAGGGAAGAUAAGGAAUUGAGGGGUUAUGUGGUAGCAUCAAUUGCGCAAUCCGUCGUAUCGAAUUUGAGACCAGAAGGAUCGUCACAUCAACAAAUAACACCUCCACCUCCACGACAAGAAGAUCAGAAAUUACCAGCUGAACAACCUGGUAGACAAACUGGUGCACAAGAAUGGGCAAAUGCUAGAGGUGAAGCUGGAAGACGAAAUCAACAUCCAAGGGAUCCUUCACAACAUGGACCUUGA